Messenger RNA from Ceratitis capitata (Mediterranean fruit fly), 934 nucleotides. RefSeq names its product vesicle transport through interaction with t-SNAREs homolog 1A (gene Vti1a). Gene Ontology annotation, biological process: intracellular protein transport; macroautophagy; retrograde transport, endosome to Golgi. NCBI's taxonomy places the organism in Eukaryota, Metazoa, Arthropoda, Insecta, Diptera, Tephritidae. The coding region runs from base 67 to 756 and encodes 229 amino acids. The transcript has 2 exons. Gene Ontology annotation, molecular function: SNARE binding; SNAP receptor activity. The record is from RefSeq and is a predicted model, not a curated record. Gene Ontology annotation, cellular component: Golgi apparatus; late endosome membrane; endoplasmic reticulum membrane.
AGAAAAUUAAAUUUUAUCAAUACCCAUAUUGUAAAAUAAUUCAAAAGUAAUCAUUAAAGAUUUAAAAUGUCGUUGCUUGAACAGUAUGAGCAGCAAUAUGCUGUACUGAUUGCAGAAAUAACUUCCGAAAUAGCGCAACUAAAACAAUUAAAAGGAGUGGAAAGAAGAGAUCUCAGUUCUAAAAUAGAUGGUAGCCUUGCAGAGGCACAUGAACUUUUAGAACAAAUGACAUUAGAAAUUCGUGAUGUAGAUGUAACAUUGCGUCCGAGUUAUAAAAAUAAAGUCAGUUGUGCCCAGGUAGAAUUAAAACGACUACAAAAUGAUUAUCGUACAACAAAGGAAGCCCAACAGAAGCAACAUAUGACAGUAUUGGAAUUAGGGGAUGGUGAUGCCGACUAUUAUGAUGAUGUUUCUAUCGGAAAUGAUCAGCGACAGCGUCUUUUAGAAAAUUCAGAGCGAAUAGAACGAACGGGGAAUCGUUUAGCUGAUGGUUAUCGUGUUGCUUUGGAAACUGAAGCUUUAGGAGCGCAUGUCCUUAACGAUUUGAAUCAUCAACGUGAAGUAUUGCAGGGAGCAAGAGCACGUUUGAGAGAAACCAAUGCGGAUUUGGGUCGGGCAUCACGGACACUGAAUUCAAUGAUGCUACGAGCAUUGCGAGAAAAAGCUGUAUUAUAUGUAGUUGGCUUUGUAUUUGUUGUUGCCGUAGGUAUAAGCCUAUAUUUGACAUUUUCAUCUAGUAGUGGAGCCACCGCUUAGUUUGCCAACUCUGAGAUAAUGUUAAUAAUUAUGGUAUUUUAGGCAAUAUUGUAUCUAUUUAUUUAUGCAACCACUUUGUUAUUAUACAUUCCUAUUUUAAUUGUGUGAGUAUUUAAGAUUUGUUGUAUUGCAAAAGUAUAAAACUUAAUACAAUAAAAAAUUGAAGCAUCAAAACGUA